This is a messenger RNA of Schistocerca nitens (vagrant locust), 2666 nucleotides long. RefSeq names its product keratin-associated protein 16-1-like. Bases 131 to 1270 code for a protein of 379 amino acids. The record is from RefSeq and is a predicted model, not a curated record. The transcript has 7 exons. Lineage: Eukaryota; Metazoa; Arthropoda; Insecta; Orthoptera; Acrididae.
UUAUCCGCCGCCCGCCGGCCACGUCACACGGCCCGCAGCUCGUCUAGGCGUCUAUUCGGAGAGGAGCUGCGACGAGUUCCGCGCUCAGCUCCGAUGUGCAGCAGAGCGUACGGGUGAAGUUCAAAAAGUGAUGCUGUGGACGGGCGCGCUGGUGGCUGCGUGGCUGGCGGCCGGCGCGGCGGCCAACUGUGCCACCGGCUGCACCCAGACGACGUUCCGCGCCUACACCGGCUGCCUGCAGACCUGCGGCGCCGACGUCGCCGUCACCAAUUGCGACUGCUCCGCCACGGCCUGCACCCGCUGCCCCGGCGACAACACCUGCUGCCAGACCUGCUGCAACACACAGCAGUGUGUCUGCUCUAAUGUGAAGUGCCAACAGCCCUGCAACAACGGGUGCUGUUCGAUGUGCUGUCGGCCGCUGGUGGAACAACCUCAGUGCGGAAACUGUGCGCCUGGUUGCCGACAACAGGGGUUGGGCUGCGCGCCUUGCUGCCAGCCGCCGCAGCCGCCGCAGCCGUCGCAGCCGCCGCAGACGACGACGACGUCGUCGACAAUGACGACGACGACGACGACGUCGCGGCCGCCGCAACCUACAAAUUCGCCGAACCCAGAACCGAACCCUCCGCCACAACCACCAGGGCAGCCGUGCGUGAACGUGUCGGUACUACCGGCGGCACCGCCCGUCGUGAACGUCUCGCUGGGAAACAUCACCGUGAACCCAGCAAACAUCACUGUGCUGCCCGCCAACAUCACCUUCACGCCGCACAUCACUGUCGUCGUGAACACGUCGCCCGUUUCACAGGUGUAUCCAUACCAGUACGCGGGCAACGUGACGCUGAACCUGGAGCAGCAGCAGGUCCCGGGCCUCAACUGCACGGGCGGCCGGCGCCGCUGCUGCCGCGUCGUCAUGGCACCGCCCUACCCCUGUCCUCCAGGCUCGGCCUGCCCGCCGAUCGUGAGGUUUGGCUGCGGCCCACAGUGCUCGUCAAUCGUCCAACAGAACAUGUACUACCUCCAGGCGCCACGGCAGCCCUACUACUACCCGAACUACUACUACCGGCCAGUGUACAUGUAUGUACCACAGACGCCACAGUACUUCUGCAGUUCCGGCUGUAUGCCCCUACCUACCUGGCCGUUCGCGCGCUGCUUCGACACUAUGCCUUAUAGUGCAGGCGGAAUGCCACCUCUCCCACAGUACGGUUCUUUUCAACCGGGACCUGACGCAGCCGCUGUUACUGCCCCUGCAGCAGCCACCAACACGCAAGGCUAGCACCUGAUAAGUAUGCCGCAGUUCGGAGCUUGCUGGACGUGACCUUAGCAAGCACUCACUUCAGUAACCAGCAGCAGCAUGCACUACGAAGAGAACGAAAAUUCUGAAGCAGUAGCUCUGAAGUAAUGCAACAGUCACUUGUGGUUGACACACUAUCGUUUUCACAAUGUGCUUUUAACAACUACUGACUUGUUAGUUUUAUGAAGACACGGAGAAAAAUAUUGUCAUGAAAAAAGACAUUGUAUCUCAAGGCGAUCUAUCACAUUUUCAUUUUAGUAAGGUUAUUCAUUUUACGCUUCCGACUAAACAUUAAUAAAAACAAUCAGGGUAAGAAAUAAGAAUUUUACAAGCCUACAUCUAUGAGAAAGCAAAUAUAACGCCUCCUUUCUUUAUAAUAAUGAUAAAAAUUAUGCAAUUAUUUUAAACAGUACUCGAAACAGAGGUGAACUUAAUAUCCAUCUACGACGAACAUGAGCUUCACUCGUCCCGCAGCCGAAAUACUACCACGACACAAAAGGAACGAGUCUGAAGUUAUUACUAUUGUGCUCGAGUAGUAUUAACUUACGAGCCUACAUUUGGUCUCUACGCUGGGACAAUUUGUCUCAAAAUCUAUAACCUCUUAUACUGCAUCACGGAAAUGACACAUAGGAAUGUUUUAAGGAGCACAGAAUGUAGUGUGUGAAUGCAAAUAAAUCUAACUCUGAAGUCGACUGCAAGUGAAGUGAUGCAUUUAGAAGGUUAACAGAUUCGUAAUAUCAGACUCGGUCGUCACAAUAUUCACAUUUUUUUCGACAGGAGCGGGAAAGUGUAGUACACUGCUCGUCCACUGCCACUAAACUGACAGUUUCUGAUAAGAAUCGUCAUAGUACAGGACAUAGUCAAGUGGAAAAACAGAUGGCCACUAAUAUUGUGCAACGAACACAUUUUACGAUUUUUGAAGAAAUUCGUCUAUUUCUGUAAAUGUAAUUUAGUCUUCAGUGUUGCUAAAUAGUUGUUAUUGUUACACGUUGCAUAGUCUUUUUCAGUAAGUAGAACGAAAUUUUCUUUUUGUAAUAUAUUUAGGAUAUAAUUAUGAAAGAGUAUUAAAAUAUGUUUUUUCUUCAUAUAUGAAAGCAACACAAAGGCAAGCAGCAUAAAUGACGAGGAUCAGACUGCAUCUUAUGUACAGUACCACGAUUCUACUUGUACAUGUUUAAUCCACUACAUGAUAUGAGUAACGUUCUUGUCUUUGGAUGGAUACUGAUACGAAACACCUGCGUGUGUAGAAAUAAAUGAAAAUUCCCUGAAAAAAAUGGUAUUCGAACAGGCGAAGAGUAGUUACAAAGUGUAACUGUCUCAAAAAUUAAUCAUGUAUCUCAACUAUAAAAAUAUUUUUACUUCAUACACACAAAUAAAG